Molecule: messenger RNA, 3948 nt
Organism: Linnemannia hyalina
Lineage: Eukaryota; Fungi; Mortierellomycota; Mortierellomycetes; Mortierellales; Mortierellaceae
Source: the annotation of a GenBank genome assembly
AUGAAGGCAGCAUUCGCACCGGCCCCAGCCGAUAAGCAGGCCCACCACGACCCUUACUACAACCACCCCAACACACAGCCACAUCAUCCCCACGGGUCAUCUUCAUCUUCAUCCCACUCCCAUCCUCAUAUCCAACACAGCCGCCCUUCCCCUCCUUCACACCAGCACCACCACGAGGCUUCUUCCCCUCGCCACCAGCACCAACAUUACUCUUCAUCAUCCCCAUACUCCUCCCAUAACGACCAGCACCGUCACCGCCACCAGGAGCAGGACCAGCAGCAACAUGCUCAUCAUACCCAAGAGUAUCGCCCACAACAAGAGUACCCUCCUCGGCCACGGAGUCCUUUCCAUGCUCCUCCCUCUUCCAACAACUACUACAGCAACGGCAACAACAACGAAGAGCAGCGAUCAUACCAGCAGCACUACCAGUCUCACUAUGCAUCCAACUCCUCCCCACAACAGCCUGUUGUUCGCCACACCGAGGGUUACGAGGGCAGGGUUCGCAACACCAACAGAGACCACAACGACCAUUUGUUGACUAGCGAACACCAUCACAACAUCCACGACCAGCAGCAGCACCACGACCAGUACCGCCGCGAUCCCUAUGGCUUCCUCAAGCACCCCUCCUCUCAAUAUCCUUCGUCCCACCCCUCCAGCCGGACAGCGGCCAAUUCUGAGGAUGAUGUGAACAAGUUCCACUUGCCUCCCAUCCUGGCCCCCGAGGAGCCUUUCUACCGCAAAGAUUUGCCCUAUCGCCACAUGCGCUACUUCCGGAAUGUCACCAGCAAAGACCGUGAGGACAAGCAAGGCUACUAUUCCUCUGCCCGCCAUGUCAUGCCCAGCAAUACCACUGGCAACUUUGGUCAUGGUCCCCCCAUCGGCGUAGCCCUCGAUCGCUUCGCUGCCAAGCAGGCCCAGCAGCACCAGCAGCACCAGCAGCAACAGCAGCAGCAACAGCAGCAGCAUCAGCAGCAACAGCACCAAGAGAGCCAGAGUGUCCGUCUCCCUCCUUUGUAUACAGCUUUGCCCGACCAGCGCCCUUCCGGUCCUUCCAAGGUCUCGCCCUCCUAUGGCCACUCGGAUUCGAGUCCAAGUGACCAAUCGAGCCCAACGCACUCUCCCAUGCAACACCGUCCCUCAUAUGGCGGUUCGCCUGUCCAGUCUCCCAUUGAGAAGCCAAUGUCCUAUGGUCGUCAGCACCAGGGCCAUCCUUACCAUCAGCAGCAGCAGCAAGGCCAGAUGCUCAAGCCCAAGGCCAUCCAGCCUCGUUCGAUUGCCCCUGCUCCUAUCAGCCCUACUUCGCCUGGCAUGCAGCAGUCAGAGGUCUCCCCUCGUGCUGCCUCCAAGAGGGCCGAUCGUCAGUCCUAUGUCAAGAUCGAGCCUAAGGAUUUACCUCUCCAGUACCACCAACAGCAGCAUCAGCAGCAGCAGCACCCUUACCAAAGCCAGCACCGCCAGUCAAUUUCUGGUCCCCAGGUCGUUGCCAAGCGCAAGUGGAGCCGCGAGCACUCGCCUGUUCGCCAGGGCCCUCGUCUGAACACUGAGACCGUUGCUCCCUCCAACGAGCUUGCUGCUCCCGCCGAUCGUGUCGACGAUGCCUCCUCGGCCGAGCUCCACCUCUUGUCUAGCCGCAAGCAGUCCCGCUCUGUUGCCCCCAUCUCUUCCGCUACUAAGGAUACAUCCAAGAAGAGCGCACAAAAGAUGAAGAUGCAGCGUUACCAGAUGACCACCAUCCGCUGCUGGCACGGUGCCAUUGCCCAGAAGUCCUAUGGUAUUGAGAAGCGCUACCUCUGCCCUCCUCCCAUGGUCCAGGUCUCUGCCGGCGUCAACGCCAAGCAGGUCCGCUCUGAGCAGCCCCAUGUCACCAUGUCGGUUAUCCACGAGAAGGUCGAUAUCCGUGGUCACCACGGCGAGAACUUGAUGGAGCAGGAUUGCACCCUCGAUGAUGCCCUUCGUUGCUCAUUCCGCAACUUGCACGUCACCGGCACUGGCUCGGACAGCUCCAAGCGGUUCAAGUUGGGUCUCCAGGUCUUCUUGAACAAGAACGCCAGCAUGCCCACCGCCAUCAUGGAUUCGAACCCCAUCCCCAUCAUCUCCAAGCCCUCGAAGAAGACUGCCAAGGCCGGUAACGCCUCCUGCUUCAUCCUCAACGGCAUGAGCGUCUCGCUCCUCAACCGCAUUAACGCCCAGACUGUCCGCACAAAGUACAUGGCUGUCGACAACAACGCCGUCUGUGCUAAGAUUGGAUCCUGGUCAUCCUUCACCAUCAAGAUGGUCAAGCCCCCUCCAGCUCCCCCAGUCAAGUUGGUCCCUGCCAGCAUGGGUGUCUUCCGCUCCCCCGGCCACUCGACCAAGUUUGUCCCCAUCCGCAUGAAGGGUGAGAACCCUAUGGGUCCUGCUCUGGCCCCUCAGGCCGUCCCCAUGGUCCGUACCAACUCGAACGGUGGUAGUGGUCGUGCCGAUGUCGGCGGUGUCUCUCCCAACGGAUCUGCCCCUUCGUCUUCGUUCCAGUUCCGCCACCAGCAGCAGUUGCAGCAUGAGCCCGUCUAUGUCUUCUCCAACUCGGAGCCCGUCCUCUAUGGAUCCGAGAUUGUCCUGAUCAACGACUUGACCGGCAUCAUGACCGACCGUCUGAUCAUCCGCAAGGUUGAAAACGGCAAGGUCUCGCGCUCGGGUACCGGCCCCGUCAGCCAGAUGCAAAAGAUUGUCCUUGAGCACCCUGACCGUGUCCACCCCGAGGAUGGUCGCUCCUACUACUUGAGUGCCUCGUCGAUCGGCAGCCCCAAGAUCGAGGGCAAGAUCCCCCUCCAGGCUGCCAUGGAUCGUAGCCCCCUUCUCGAGUACCGUACCUCGUCCAAGAAGGCGUCGAUCAUGGACAUGACUGAUGCCCAGGAUGACGAGGAGGAGGAGAUGAUGGAGGAAGAUGACUACAACGGCCAGAGCAACAGCAUGCCUCGCCGCAUGGGCAAGAGCCAAGACAGCGUCGCCGUCGAUGACUUUGUUUGCUGGACUAUUGCAGGCAUUGCCAAGUUCGAUUACACCUACUUCGGCCCCAUCCCUGCCUCAGUCGAUUCGGACGUGGACCCCACCAAGGUGCCCUCGAUCCAGAGCUGCCCCCAGUACAAUGCCAACACCAACACGAUGACCAUGCAGGUCAAGAACGUCUUUGAGAAGCUCACCCCCACCGAGGAGGCCCGUCUCCUCAAGCACCAGGACGACCCCUAUGAGCGCAAGCUGACCCUUUCCGAGUACGUCUACAAGCGUUGUGAGGAUAUUCGUCAGCCCAUGAGGGAUGAGGAGGGCCCGAUCCAGCUUUGGUUGGCUCAGCAUGGUCCCAUCCGCAUGCGCCGUCGUCAGUUGGAGGAGAUCUUACCCGAGGGUGUCUCGGCCGCUGAUAUGGCUGUUGAUGGUGAGGAGAGCUCGGACGAUGAGAGCGAGGAUGAUGAUGAGGAGGGUGACAAGGCCGAGGAUAACAAGAAGUCCAACAACAAGGCUCCUGAGGAUCCUCUUCCUAAGAUUGCAUCCAAGUCUUCCUCUGCCGCCGCCUCAGCUGGCUCUACUACCUCGAGCGUCGCUGCUGCCGCCGCAUUGGCCAACGCCCAGGACGCCGCCGCUGCCGCCGCCCUCGCCUACGCCGCCAAGCACCAGACCCAGUUGAACAUCAUGAACGGUCGUCACUACGGUGGAAGCCAUCUCCCCGCAUCCAUGAACCCCGCCCUCCAGAACCAGAAGCGCCGCAAGCUGGUCAAGAAGUUGAUGGGUCUCGAAGCCGAGCUCCCCUACGGUUGCGAGGUCCGCACUGCCCAUGACGCCCAGGGCCAUGCGCGUGCCGAGCUCGACAUCUUGAUGGUUGAGCGUGCCUCCGGUAUCGCCUACCGGACAGGCUACAAGGUCGUUUACUCGCGUGAGCGCGAAAGAGCCGAUUGGGUCGUCGAGGUCCUCGGUUAA